Messenger RNA from Stereum hirsutum FP-91666 SS1, 504 nucleotides. RefSeq lists its product as uncharacterized. The transcript has 2 exons. The annotation marks the transcript as partial. The record is from RefSeq and is a predicted model, not a curated record. Lineage: Eukaryota; Fungi; Basidiomycota; Agaricomycetes; Russulales; Stereaceae.
GAGCCGCACGAGAGCCCGAAGCCACAACCGAUUGGCAACAUAGCCUUCACACUAUUGAUCACGACGGCGACAGUAUGCCUGCUCUUCGUAUUAUGGAGGCGAGCAGAUGCAUUGAGAGGAGCGGUAUCACAUCAAUUGAAAACAUGGUCCCGCCGAGAAGGCAACAUUCGUCUAUCAGAAGAUGAUGGCCCUUCCGCCCAAUCCUUCCUUGAGGAUACCGUCUACGACGCGGAUAACGACCACAUAGAAGACUCGGACGAACUCGCAGUGCAGAAGCGCGUCGAACGUAUCCGUCAGCAGCAGGAAGGAGGUCAGGGUCUAGGCGAGCAUUGGCAGGAAGUCGGCGCCGAGUUGAGGACAGGGGAGGGGAGCGGCAUAGGGUCGGGCCCCACCUCACCAUUUGGUGUGGGGGAUGAUGGUGAGGGCGACGAUGAGAGCCGAAGGGCUUGGGAGAGUCAUAAGAGAGGGGCAUCAGUUUCGAGCGAGGCAACAGUUCGGGGAUGA